This is a messenger RNA of Indicator indicator, 1215 nucleotides long. RefSeq names its product Ly1 antibody reactive (gene LYAR). Bases 1 to 1092 code for a protein of 363 amino acids. Gene Ontology annotation, biological process: negative regulation of transcription by RNA polymerase II; rRNA processing. Gene Ontology annotation, molecular function: DNA binding. Lineage: Eukaryota; Metazoa; Chordata; Aves; Piciformes; Indicatoridae. The record is from RefSeq and is a predicted model, not a curated record. The transcript has 8 exons. Gene Ontology annotation, cellular component: nucleolus.
AUGGUAGUUUUCACUUGCAACGCGUGUGGAGAAUCUGUAAAGAAAGCACAAGUUGAAAAACAUGUGAAUAUCUGCAGAAACUGUCAGUGCCUUUCUUGCAUGGAUUGUGGGAAGGAUUUCUGGGGUGAUGAUUAUAAGGAACAUGUGAGGUGUGUAAGUGAAGACCAGAAAUAUGGUGGAAAAGAUUUUGAAGCCAAAACUAACAAAGGAGAUGCUAAACAACAGGAGUGGAUUCAGAAAAUCCAUGAAGUAAUGAAGAAGCCAAAUAUAAACCCUAAAGUGCGGAACAUUCUGGAGCAAAUGCGUGUCUUUGAUAAUAUUCCAAGAAAAAAAGUAAAAUUUCAGAAUUGGAUGAAGAACAGUUUGAGAAUUGCUGACAGCACUUUGCAAGACCAGGUGUGGGAUAUUUUCUCAGAAGCAAACAGAAAUAUUUCAACUGAAAAAGAGCAAGGCAAGCCACAACAGAAACAAGGAGGGCACUCAGCAGAAACUGAGGAAAAAACAAUGGCAGGAGAAAAUGGAAUUGCAGAUGAUGAAAUUGAAAGGAAAAAGAAUAAGAGAGAGCGAAAAGAAGAGAGACAAAAGAACAAAAAGAAGGAGAAAAAAGACCUGAAAUUAGAAAACCAGUCAGAAACAAAAAAGAGUAAAAAAUCCAAAAAAGGAAAGGAGAGCUUGGAGAAUGAAUUUGAAAUAAAUGGAAAUGGCCAACAGAGUGACACAGAAGAGGAAACAAAUGUAAAGAAACGCAAACAUAAGCAUGCAGAAGAGGAAGCUCAUAUGCCAACAAAGAGAAAGAAGGCUGAAAACGUUUCAGAAGACGUGGAAUUAGAAAACACCAAUGGCAAUGAAGAAACUGUGGGAACAGAAAAAGGUAAAUUCAACUGGAAGGGGACCAUCAAAGCUGUUCUGAAACAGGCUCCAGACAAUGAAAUUUCAAUUAAAAAACUAAGAAAAAAGGUUAUAGCUCAGUACUACGCAGUAGCUGGUGAACAUCACAAAUCAGAAGAGGACAUUCUAGUCAUAUUUAAUAAGAAAGUAAAUAACAAUCCCAAAUUCAAAGUUUUAAAGGACAAAGUUAAACUCUUGAAAUAACAGCUUGCAUACUUUGCAUAAUGUUUGCAUUUUAAUCUUGCAGAGUCCACUUCUUCUCUCAGCUGUGCAUAUCUGAGCAUUGGUUUCAAUUUGUGUAUGUGAAAGCUGAAUUUAUCUUCUAGG